CCUAACAUCAUAUUCUACGCCCACUCUUCGACCCAACACCAAUUUAUUUGAUUUAAUCAAUAUUCAUCCUUUUAUUCUUCUUUCUUUAUUCCUCUGUUUUUUUUUCAAAAAAAAAAAGAAAAUUGGAGAAAAAUUAAAAGUUCUUGCUUGAAUGUCAAUGGAAAUGGAAAAGCAUAUAGGAUCAUAUUUUCCCAAGAAAAAUUUGAUCAAUUUCUUAUAUAUUUUUACUGUUUUCUUCAUUCUUUUUAUUGGUCUUCCUUCAACUUAUGCUUCUUCUUCUGAUUAUCUACAACUCCCUCAAUUUUCAUCUACUAGACGUCAUCUUCUUCAGGCUGUCAAAGAUUGCCAACUUGAUGUUCAAAGUUGGAACUACACAAUUGUAACAAGCAAAUGCAAAGGACCCAAAUAUCCUGCAAAGCCAUGUUGUGAGGCUUUCAAAGAUUUGGCAUGUCCUAACGCCAAAGACUUGAACGACUUAUCCAAUAAUUGUGCAACCACCAUGUUCAGCUACAUCAAUCUCUACGGAAAAUACCCGCCUGGCCUUUUCGCUAACAUAUGUCGUGACAGUCGUAGAGGUCUCGAGUGCACUGCUGCUCAAAAGUCUAAUCAGGUGAAUCGCGCUACUUCUACUACUUCUGCUGCUGCUACUACCAUCCCGACUACCAUACCUCUCAUGUUCGCCUUUCUUACAGUUUUGUGCUCUAUGUUUCUUUGAUUCCUUAUCAGUUUAAGUUUGUGGUUAAGAUUUGUAUAUCAUCCUACAAAAUUAUACAACCUUGAGAAGUUUUUGUACAACAAUGUAUAAUGUGUACCCCUCAUUCAUUGUAUGAUUUUCCACAUUCUCUUGGAGGGACUAGUGUCGGAUAUAUUUCAGUUGUUCAUUCAAUUUGAGUCAUUUCACUUGUUUUUAUUCUUUCGUAAAGCAAAAUUUUAUUAUGGUGCAAU
Amaranthus tricolor (Joseph's coat) is the source of this 945-nucleotide messenger RNA. Its product is annotated as GPI-anchored protein LLG1-like. The coding region runs from base 152 to 715 and encodes 187 amino acids. The transcript is spliced from 3 exons. The record is from RefSeq and is a predicted model, not a curated record. NCBI's taxonomy places the organism in Eukaryota, Viridiplantae, Streptophyta, Magnoliopsida, Caryophyllales, Amaranthaceae.